UGGCCGAGGGCGGGCGUGCGGCCGUUGGUGUCCAUGGAAACCAAGCGCACACGGAGCACCGCCCUUCUCCUCGCCGGGUCCUUGCGGCCGCCAUCAUGAUGCUGCUGGGCCGCGGGUUGGACGCCAGGGACAAUCAGACUAGACAAAUACAAGAUGCUGUUUCAAAUGUGGAAAAACAUUUUGGUGAAUUGUGCCAAAUAUUUGCUGGAUAUGUACGUAAAACUGCCAGACUACGAGACAAAGCAGAUCUUCUAGUAAAUGAAAUAUAUGCAUAUGCAGCCACAGAGACACCAAACUUAAAAGUUGGACUGAAAAACUUUGCAGAUGAAUUUUCCAGACUUCAGGACUAUCGCCAGGCAGAGGUUGACAGGCUUGAAGCCAAGGUUGUUGAACCUCUGAAAAGUUAUGGCACCAUAGUGAAGCUUAAAAGGAAUGAUCUUAAAGCAACUUUAACAGCAAAGAACCGAGAAGCCAAGCAAUUGUCUCAGCUGGAAAAGACACGUCAGCGGAAUCCAUCAGAUCGACACAUUAUUUCACAGGCUGAAAGUGAAUUGCAAAGAGCUUCACUGGAUGCUACUCGAACAACUCAGCAAUUAAAGGAAACCAUUGAUAACUUUGAGAAACAGAAAAUAAGAGACAUAAAAAACAUAUUUUCUGAAUUUAUAACCAUUGAAAUGUUAUUCCAUGGGAAAGCUUUAGAGAUAUAUACUGCUGCCUACCAAAAUAUCCAAAAUAUUGAUGAAGAAGAAGAUUUAGAGAUUUUUCGGAGCUCACUUCAUCCACCAGACUAUCAAUCUCGCUUAGACAUAGUUCGUGCAAAUUCGAAGUCCCCCAUACAAAGAACUGGCUCCUUAAAAUCUUCAUUGAGAACAGUACAGAUUUCCAGUAUGCUGAGAAAAGAGGAAGAAGAGGAGGAAGAGGAAGAUGAAGAUGAAGAGGAGGAAGAUGAUGAAGAGGACGAAUUAGAUGCUCCAAAAGAAAAUGAACGUUCACCAAGAAGGACCUAGCCCAGUAUCUACGUUGAAUGCUGCUUUGCUUUUAAAUAAAAGUGCCUUUAUAAUAAAACUAAUUGAUAUUUUAUAUAGUUGAUUUUAUCAGUUGACAUGCUAUAUAUAGUUCAAGUUUCAUGUGUUUAACUGGUAGAUUCAGUUACUGAUUCCAUUAAACAUACAAGAAAUUACACAUUUUGAGUGUAAUUUCUUACCCUUUUUGGAGAUAGUGGUUGUGCAUGUUCAUUUCUGAACAGCAUACAACUGUCUGCCAGAAAGCUACUACUACAUUAUUUAUCUCUGGUUUUAGCAUCCACUGAGGAAAGAACACAUGUAUAAAUCUGGAAUUUAAACCUGUAACUGGGAAAACAAUCUUUAAGCUAUAACCAAAUACUCUUAACAGUUACAGAAAUAAAUGAGAGCAUUUUAAAUA
Melopsittacus undulatus (budgerigar) is the source of this 1422-nucleotide messenger RNA. It is a transcript of the gene CIBAR1, whose product is annotated as CBY1 interacting BAR domain containing 1. Gene Ontology annotation, biological process: cilium assembly. Gene Ontology annotation, cellular component: ciliary basal body; ciliary transition zone. Lineage: Eukaryota; Metazoa; Chordata; Aves; Psittaciformes; Psittaculidae. Bases 96 to 1007 code for a protein of 303 amino acids. The record is from RefSeq and is a predicted model, not a curated record. The transcript has 10 exons.